GUGACGUUGCGUCAUGUGAUUGUCGUUUCCGUUAAAACGGCGUACGGAGCGGUGUAUGUUUAUUUUUCGUUCCCCGUGAUUCACCGUACGGUGCGGUGCGGAGAGGACACUUUGGACACUUCACCUGAGCGAAUGUUGUAACACGUAUUUAGAAUGUAUCAAUCUGUGAUAUUUUUGGCAUGGGCCCUGUGUGUAUCAGCUCUUGACAAUGGCCUAAUGUCUACCCCACCCAUGGGCUGGUUGGCAUGGGAGCGAUACCGCUGUGACAUUGACUGCGAGAAUGAUCCUAAAAACUGUAUCAGUGAGAAACUCUUUAUGGAUAUGGCAGACAGACUCUCAGAGGAUGGCUGGAGGGAACUGGGAUAUGUUUAUGUCAACAUUGAUGAUUGCUGGUCAUCGAUGCAGAGAGACAAAGAUGGCCGACUUCAGCCUGACCCCAAAAGAUUUCCAGGGGGUAUCAAAAAGUUGGCCCAUUAUUUGCACGACAGAGGCCUCAAGUUGGGAAUCUACGGAGACAUGGGCACUCACACCUGUGGAGGAUAUCCUGGGACCACACUUGACAAAAUUGAAAUAGAUGCUAAAACAUUUGCUGACUGGGAAGUAGACAUGUUCAAAUUUGAUGGCUGCUAUUCCAAUGCUACUGAGCAGGAACAGGGCUAUCCACUCAUGUCUAAAGCACUAAAUGCAACUGGCCGUCCCAUUGGUUACUCCUGCAGUUGGCCAGCUUAUCAGGGUGGUCUGCCUCCCAAGGUGAACUACACACAAUUGGGUGAGAUCUGCAACUUGUGGCGUAACUACGGUGACAUCCAGGACUCUUGGUCCAGUGUGGUGGCAAUUGUGGACUGGUUCUUUGAAAACCAGGAAGUUUUAAUACCCGCAGCAGGUCCUGGGAGGUGGAAUGACCCUGAUAUGUUAAUUAUAGGAGAUUUUGGCCUCAGUCUGGAGCAGUCUCGCUCUCAGAUGGCUCUUUGGGCUAUAAUGGCUGCUCCUCUGUUUAUGUCCAAUGACCUGCGUACCCUCAGCAGUGGAGCCAGAGCCAUCCUCCAAAACAAAAUGAUCAUCAGCAUCAACCAGGACCCACUGGGCAUUCAGGGCCAACGCAUUGUAAAGGAAAAGAGCGGCAUCCAAAUCUUCUGGCGUCCUCUCUCCAAAAACACCAGCGCUUUGUUAUUUUUCAGCCGGCGAACUGACAUGCCUUAUCGUUACACGACAUCACUCAGCAAACUCAAUUACACUACAGGAAGUUACAAGGUCACUGAUGUUUACACAUACCAGACAACCGUGCUGAAGGACUCUGAUGAGUUUGUGGUGUCUGUGAAUCCCAGUGGUGUAGUCAUGUGGUACAUCUCUGCACCCUCAAAACUCAACUCCCGUCUCUACUUUAGACAUGGCUAUGCCCCAGCCUCCGCCCAUGAGCAUGUCAACAAUGAAAUACCAUAUGUACUUUAACAUUUUAACUGCAGGAGAUUUUAGCCCAGUAUAUGGUGUCAAAAACAAAAUAUUAAGCAAUCACUGUUUUCUGAGAGAAAUGUGAAACUUCUCCCACUUCUCUAAUUUUAUUCUUCAAAAUUGUACAGCCAGCAUUUUAUCCAACUUUUGGGAACAUGCAUUUUACCUUACAGAUUUUAUAUGUAUAAAUUUUAUGGAAAUUCUAUUUGUAUAAAUUAAGUCUUUUGUUACUGUCUUUUAAUAAAUCAAAUAUUGUUGGGAAA
This is a messenger RNA of Boleophthalmus pectinirostris (great blue-spotted mudskipper), 1712 nucleotides long. It is a transcript of the gene naga, whose product is annotated as N-acetylgalactosaminidase, alpha. NCBI's taxonomy places the organism in Eukaryota, Metazoa, Chordata, Actinopteri, Gobiiformes, Gobiidae. Bases 154 to 1449 code for a protein of 431 amino acids. The transcript has 9 exons. Gene Ontology annotation, biological process: oligosaccharide metabolic process; glycoside catabolic process; glycosylceramide catabolic process. Gene Ontology annotation, cellular component: cytoplasm. Gene Ontology annotation, molecular function: alpha-galactosidase activity. The record is from RefSeq and is a predicted model, not a curated record.